This is a messenger RNA of Macrosteles quadrilineatus (aster leafhopper), 3387 nucleotides long. RefSeq names its product monocarboxylate transporter 13. The coding region runs from base 120 to 2333 and encodes 737 amino acids. NCBI's taxonomy places the organism in Eukaryota, Metazoa, Arthropoda, Insecta, Hemiptera, Cicadellidae. Gene Ontology annotation, biological process: monocarboxylic acid transport; transmembrane transport. Gene Ontology annotation, molecular function: monocarboxylic acid transmembrane transporter activity. The record is from RefSeq and is a predicted model, not a curated record. The transcript is spliced from 11 exons.
CAGUGGCCGUGGGUCGUAGAUCGCGUUAGCGGUGUCUUGUGGCCAUCCACUGCCUUCUGAGUGAUCUUCGAUCUUCGGAUAUCGAACCCUAAGAUAGUUACUAUCACAAUGUUAUCCUUAUGGAAGGAACUUUGAGGACACUCCACACCCUUAAAAAGAUGAAUUCAAAAGGAGAGACAGAAGAAGAACAGAGGGAUAGGAAGGCGUCGUUGCCGAUGCUCGGAGAGCAGACUGUCGUCACAUAUGUGACAGUUCCCCCAGAUGGAGGUUGGGGUUGGGUCAUCGUCUUUGCCUCGUUCUGGUGUAAUUUCUUUGUAGACGGGAUCGUUUACUCGUCUGGUGUCUUCCUGGGAGAUAUAUCAGAGUCCCUCAACAUCUCUAAAGCCAGCGUGACUCUCAUGGGCUCCCUACUCUCCGGGUUCUACUUGAUGGCAGGACCAUUUGUAAGCGCAUUGGCUAACAGGUAUGGAUUCAGGAUUGUCGCUAUUCUUGGCAGUGUUGUGGCUUGUCUCAGUUUUUUGGCCGCAAGCUUCGGAAACAGUAUCGAGUACUUGUGUCUCACGUACGGAGUCUUGGGAGGUAUUGGGUUUGGCUUGAUCUAUGUUCCGGCAGUGAUAACGACAGGUUUCUACUUUGAGCGAUGGAGGGCGAUGGCAACUGGCAUCGCCGUGUGUGGCUCAGGCAUUGGAACUUUCCUGUUAGCCCCCAUCACAGCCUACCUCAUCAGAGAGUAUGGCUGGAGAGGAGCAAUACAGAUACAGGCUGGAAUGGUUUUCUGCUGUGCAAUUUUCGGAGCAUUGUUCCGGCCACUUCUCCCAGUUCAAGUAACAGUUCCUUGCAGUGAGGAAGAAGAAGAAACCAACGAAGAUGAAGGAGAAGUGGACCACACGGAAACUGUCAAGUCCAACAAACUCCCGCUACUGAUGAAGAUCAAACACGCACGAGAGGAGCUUAAGAGAGCCGACUCUAAAUUGAGCUUUGACAACGAAGUCAGCAUCACAGCACAGCCUCCAAAAGAUAUCCGGAGGUUUUUGAAGGCCGGACACAACAUGAAGUAUGCCACAGUGGCUGAAGUACUUCACGAAAGCCGAGAAACAAUACAGAACAUAUUCCCGUCCAACAAUGCUCUUCCUAAGACUGAAAAUGUGGUGAAAAAUAAAGGAAGAUUCGAUGUGAUCACUUACAAAGACAAGAAAAUUAACGGACAGAUGUGGAACAGUAGUAAGUCUAAUACUAGUAACAAGUCUAAAUUGUCAAAUGGAUCAAUCACGGACUUCCCUGAUGAUGCUUUACUAGCGAAGCACCUUAAUAGUGAUCACUAUCAAAGACGCACCUCAGCUGCCGCACACCGCUUGGCCGCAGCCUGUGCCAUACUUGAGGCUUCUGAUGUCCGGCGCAACAGCAUCAGCCUCAGGUAUCACACAGUGCGAGGUAGAACCUAUUCGGACGCCAGCAGCGGGGGUCAGCCUCGCAGCAGAAGAGCGACAGUUUCCUCUGGUGUUCGACCAUUCUAUCGAGACGAUAUCUUCUUCCAAGCGAGCCCAAGCAGAUUACCACAGUAUGCUUCAACAGGUAGUGGGCUGGAAUACACAAUGCAGGUUACAAGGCUACCAACAUUCAAUGAUGUGCUGGAGGAAGAGACAAAUACUUGUACGUUGUGUCCAGAGGCUGUACAGCGCACCCUGGCUACCAUGUUGGACAUCAAUCUACUCACCUCCCCCACCUUCCUUCUGCUCUGCAUCAGCGGCUUCAUAACCAUGAUGGGCUUCUACAUACCCUUCAUGUUCCUCACUGAUAGAGCGAAGACUGCCGGGAUGGACCCUGACCUGGCACAGUGGUUGUUGUCGACCAUCGGCAUCACUAACACCCUGGGUCGUAUCUUCUGCGGCAUUGUCACCAGUCUACCCAAGGUGAGCGCGCUGGCCAUCACCAACAUUGCGCUGUCAGUAGGCGGCAUCGCAACUAUCUUCAGCGGAAUCUCCAUGUCUGACUCCUUCCAGUUUGGUUACGCUGCAUUGUUUGGACUUGCGAUAUCUUGUUUUGCAUCAUUACGUUCAAUCCUGAUUGUUGAACUUAUUGGACUUGAAAAGCUGACAAAUGGUUUCGGACUGCUUCUGCUUUUCCAAGGGGUCGCAGCUGCUAUAGGUUCUCCUAUCGCAGGUUAUUGCAUGGAGGUGACUGGAAACCACAACAUAACAUUUAUCCUCUCUGGAAGUUUAAUUCUCUUGUCAGGUGUCAUCUGCUAUCCUCUCAACAUGGUAAACAAGUGGGAGAAUGAACGGAAUGCCAAACGAGAAGCAGGAGAUGAAACAGUGAAGGAUCAAGUUGUAUGAGACGUGGAUUUUAACUUGAGACAAAUUUGUGGUCACCAUUCAUGUAAAACCAUGCCUGCAGACUAGGGAUGAGCAUCGAUAGUCGAUGUUUUUGAAACAUCGAUGUUUGAUGUUUUUUACAUCAAUGGUAGCUGUGACCGAUGUUUUUGUUUCAUCGAUAAUUUUGUCAAACAUCGAUGUUUUUGACCAAGUAUUGAGAUAUCCAUGUUUUCCAUUACUGGAGAGUAGAAAAAGCAGAUGAAAAACAUUGAUGUUUUUGCAACGAUGUUAUCGGUACGUCGAUGGUUGACGUCGAUGAAUGACCUAUCUAUUCUCAUCCCUACUGCAGGCCAGACAUUCUUCUAGGCUUUCAGAAUGUUUAGCCUCUUGAAAAGUUCAAUAAUUUCUCAUCCAGUCUAAAUCUACAUGAAUGAAGGUUGGGGUACAGAUAAUAUGAUAUCCUAAUUGGUUUGAAAAGGUAAAGCUUUAAGAUUCAUUUUAGGCUCUUGUUUGCUUACAUGUUACAAUUUUGAAAGAUAUAUUAACUUAUAUAUCUUAUUUUAGAAAACCUUGUUUAUAAAAUAAUUAUUGCUAAGAAAAGACAUUUUUUAUGUCUUCUGCAAGGAUUUUUGAGGAAAGUUGUGUCUCAUUCACUAAAAUAUUACGUUUUUAUGGCAUAUAAUAGUUAUUUUUUACAUAAAAAAACCAUAACUUAUAAUGCUUUUUUACCAUGUCCUCUUAUGUAAAAACCUAAUUUGUGUAAUUUUUUAAGCCUGUAGUAGCAGCGACAUGUCAAUUUUAUGAAACAGCACAUCGUGAACUUUAGUAGGGAUAUAGAGAAUGGGGACUUAAUACAACGGUAAUCAUUCAGGGGUUUAAGUUGUACAGUAAAGUACUUAAUUGGGAAGCCUGAGAAUACGGCUAUGUUGUUAUAGCCAUUCCAUGUAAAUACUUAUAUAUAUAUAUAUAUAUAAAUAUAGUUUUGUAUUUUUGUAUAAAUAUACAUAUUAAUACGGUACAUUUUUAAAAGUAAGAAGGAUAUUGUUGUAAUAAUUUCUAAUAAAAUUGCGUUUAA